CCAAACCGCUGUGUGCGCACACCUCUGCGAGGUUCACUCUCACCGGUUGCCUCGAGUCCCAGCGCCCGUAGCAACCAAGGGUGACGGAAAGCGGAAGUGCGCUCUAGUCCCGCCCUCCCCGUUUACCCAGGUCCGGUGAGGAAGCUUGUCAGCCCAAUCAUCGCGGCGAGAAUAUCGAUCAGCCAAUAGAAGGGAGGUACGAGAAGGCGGGCUAAAAAGGUCGCGUGCGCACGCGCAGACGGCUGCAGGGUCCUUGGUGCUGUGGCGGUGUGGUUGAUUAGGGUGCUGCUUUUAGUCUUGUGGCUUUUGGAAACCCCGCGUAGACACUGCCGUUUCCUCCUGUCCUCACCAUGUUUCUCACUCGGUCCGAGUACGACAGGGGUGUGAAUACUUUUUCUCCUGAAGGAAGAUUAUUUCAAGUGGAAUAUGCCAUUGAGGCCAUCAAGCUUGGUUCUACAGCCAUUGGCAUUCAGACUUCAGAGGGCGUAUGUCUAGCUGUGGAGAAGAGAAUCACCUCCCCGCUAAUGGAGCCUAGCAGCAUUGAGAAGAUUGUAGAGAUCGAUGCUCAUAUAGGUUGUGCCAUGAGUGGGCUAAUUGCUGAUGCUAAAACUUUAAUUGAUAAAGCCAGAGUGGAGACACAGAACCACUGGUUCACCUAUAAUGAGACAAUGACAGUUGAGAGUGUGACCCAGGCCGUGUCCAAUCUGGCUUUGCAGUUUGGAGAAGAAGAUGCAGACCCAGGUGCCAUGUCUCGUCCCUUUGGAGUAGCAUUGUUGUUUGGAGGAGUUGAUGAGAAAGGACCCCAGCUGUUUCACAUGGACCCAUCUGGGACCUUUGUACAGUGUGAUGCUCGAGCAAUUGGCUCUGCUUCAGAGGGUGCCCAGAGCUCCUUGCAAGAAGUUUACCACAAGUCUAUGACCCUGAAGGAGGCCAUCAAGUCUUCACUCAUCAUCCUCAAGCAAGUCAUGGAGGAGAAGCUGAACGCAACUAACAUUGAGCUAGCCACGGUGCAGCCUGGUCAGAAUUUCCACAUGUUCACAAAGGAAGAACUGGAGGAGGUGAUCAAGGACAUUUAAGGAGGGGCCAUCCUCGAACUUCUGUGGGGCAGUUUCAGCUCUAAUUGCCCGUAGACUUUAUUCCCAGCUCUUAAGUCAUGGAAAAUAUCCAGUAUAUGUAUGUGUGUUUUUUUAUGAUGUCUGUACAUAACAGCAAUUCUGAAAUAAAAAAAUUUAAAAAUA
This is a messenger RNA of Arvicanthis niloticus (Nile rat), 1238 nucleotides long. RefSeq names its product proteasome 20S subunit alpha 5 (gene Psma5). Gene Ontology annotation, cellular component: proteasome core complex; proteasome core complex, alpha-subunit complex. NCBI's taxonomy places the organism in Eukaryota, Metazoa, Chordata, Mammalia, Rodentia, Muridae. The record is from RefSeq and is a predicted model, not a curated record. Gene Ontology annotation, biological process: proteasome-mediated ubiquitin-dependent protein catabolic process.